AUGUAACUGACCCAACGCUGGCGAGCUUCCGGUUACGACGGCUUGCGCCUUCAACAGGCAGCCUACAGGGAGGAGUUGAGCACAAAAAGGGCGGCUAACAGAGAGAAAAUUGAUCAGCAAGAAAUCCGUCUGGGGCAGGUUAUUGAUGAUCUACGCCGAGCAGACAACGAAGCCGCGGUGGACCAGCUGUUGGAGGAAGCUCUGGGCAUGCUACAGGGCAUUCAAACCCUACGCGAACAGCAUCACGAGUCGGUCGUGGACUUCCACAAGCAGUACCCAGCACAGGUAGCGAAAACAUUACUGCAGUUCCACAGGGACGUCUGUCAAUUCUUCGGUGUUCACCGCUGCAACCAAGCUGAGGUCCCGAAAAAAUUGCAAAAGGACUUG
Messenger RNA from Dibothriocephalus latus, 387 nucleotides. The record is from the annotation of a GenBank genome assembly. Lineage: Eukaryota; Metazoa; Platyhelminthes; Cestoda; Diphyllobothriidea; Diphyllobothriidae.